UUAUAGCAUGUGCACGACUGCGCCCGCCACGGCGCUGCUCGUGCUCGAGGCCAUCACGGCCGUCGUCGUCGCGUGGCGCGUCGCCUACCACGUGCGCAUCGGGAGCCAUUGGCGCCGCACGACCUUGCACCUCGUGCUAUUGCUUGCAUGCAUUGGCCGCCUCGUCUUCUGGCUGGGCCUCCGCGAAGACGACGACACGACAGCAGCCCAUGGCUUUGCCAUCGGGCUCGGGCUCUUGUGCGUCGCGUGGGCUGCCACGUACGUGUGCGUCACCGAGGUCGUUGUCCAAUGGUCGACGGCCCUCGCCGCCGGGCGCGUCUCGCACGGCCAGCCCGCCUGCGCCAACGUCGGCGCCCACAGCCUCGUCGCCCUCAACGCCCUCCAUGCCAUGACGCUUGUCGUCUGCCCGAUUCUCCUCCCGCGCAAUGCAUCGCGGGUCGAGACCCUGCGCUUUCUCGACGCCCAUUCCGCGGCCGUGCGGUCGAUCGCGAUCGUGCACAUUGCGACCGGCGUCGCCAAUGCAAUUGCGACGACCGUCGUCGGGGCGCAGCUGCAAGGCCGCGUCGGGGCGUCGACGCUCCGCCACAAGGACCGGUCCCAGCGCAUGACGGUGCUCUUCACGCUCUCGCUCGUCCUGGCGCUCGGUCUCGACCUCGGCUUCCUCCUCACGCUCGCAGUGCGCAGCAGCGCCGAUGCGCUCGUGUGUGCGUCCCAUGCGAUUCCCAUGAUCUUUGUCUCGGGGCUCUUGGUCACGACGACCUUUUUGUACCUCAUGCGCCGGCUGUUGCCCAAGACACCGGCGCGGCUCGUCACGAGUCCGAUCGAGACCGCGCGCUGCGACGCUGGGAGCAGUCAGUGUUACCUCUCGGGUCGCCAAACCAGCAACAUCCUGCACAGCUACGCGCUCGAGGACGACGCCGCUCCAUCGCCGCCGCCGAUUGCGAUCAUGGGCCAUCCAACAGCUAUCUUUAUGAGCGACGUAAGACGAGGCCAUGUCGUUUAA
This is a messenger RNA of Saprolegnia parasitica CBS 223.65, 1003 nucleotides long. RefSeq lists its product as hypothetical. Lineage: Eukaryota; Oomycota; Saprolegniomycetes; Saprolegniales; Saprolegniaceae. The transcript is spliced from 2 exons. The record is from RefSeq and is a predicted model, not a curated record. The coding region runs from base 8 to 1003 and encodes 331 amino acids.